AUGGUGGAGGAUGUGUACAGGCAAGGACCAGCUGCUGUCCGGAAGGCAUCUCAAUUACUACUCCCUCAUAUUCGUCCACAAGUUGCAGGCCUGUUAGAGGCUAGAGAGUCAGAGGAUCCAAAGGGACGACCACCAAAGAGGUCGAACACUAGAGAUCCUUCUUGGUUUGAGCAUGAGAGGACACGAUCGGCAAAGAGGAGCAAAACAAAUGAGAACACGAGAAAGACACACAAGACGACUCCUGCAGGAGGUGUCUCGAAAAGUCAGCAUAUGCAAGUCCACAAUGAGAGAAAUGUUUUUCCUUAUCUCCGCUAUAUUCCACUUAGCGUCCGCCCUCUUCUUAGAGGGCGACAAUUGUAUGUCGAUCUCGGAGGACAUCAUCCAGCCAAUGACGAUGACAAGAGUGAUUAA
Linum trigynum is the source of this 411-nucleotide messenger RNA. The record is from the annotation of a GenBank genome assembly. Lineage: Eukaryota; Viridiplantae; Streptophyta; Magnoliopsida; Malpighiales; Linaceae.